AUGCGAUGCUCUGAAACAUUGGAUUUAAUUAUUACAUUGUUGCCAGAGCUGUUGAGGAGGGAGGAAGUGAAUGAAAAUCUCGUCUUGCUGAGAGAUGGACGAUAUAAGGCUAAAAUCAAAGGAUUAUUUGCGAACGUCGAGGAGGAAAGCGGAUGUAGUCAACGCUUAAACCCUCUUCUGAAAAUAGGUGGUGGAGAUGAACGCAACAAAGAACGAGAAUUCCAAUUGAGUAUUAAUCGAAAUACUAUGUCGUCUACUUGUGCAAAAGCCGCAAAAACCCAUGAUGAUUCGCUAGUAGUUGUACCUGAAGAGCUUCGAUCCUCUGUUUCUUUUGGUCAAAUAAAUGGUGUUGCAGCAAAAUUCUUUUUAGAUGAGAUCAUUCGAAAUACCUUUAAAUCGACAAAAUAUAGAAAACAAUUUCAAGAACAAACUCAAUUCAACUGCGGAGUGGUUAAAAAGCACCUUUGA
Molecule: messenger RNA, 468 nt
Organism: Rodentolepis nana
Lineage: Eukaryota; Metazoa; Platyhelminthes; Cestoda; Cyclophyllidea; Hymenolepididae
Source: the annotation of a GenBank genome assembly